Molecule: messenger RNA, 2971 nt
Organism: Paramisgurnus dabryanus
Lineage: Eukaryota; Metazoa; Chordata; Actinopteri; Cypriniformes; Cobitidae
Product: E3 ubiquitin-protein ligase TRIM16-like
Molecular function (GO): protein binding; zinc ion binding
Source: RefSeq, a predicted model, not a curated record
UUCAGGGAAACUGAAACUAAAUCACUGUCAGGUGUGUGUACGUGUCUUCUUUUCUAAAAUGGCAGAAGCAAGUGUUUCACAGGAUCAGUUCAGCUGUUCAAUCUGUCUGGAUCUACUGAAGGAUCCAGUGGCCAUUAACUGUGGACACAGUUACUGUAUGAGCUGUAUUACAGACUACUGGGAUCAAAAGAGAUUCUACAGCUGCCCUCAAUGCAGACAGACCUUCACUACAAGACCUGUUUUAGGUAAAAACAUCAUGCUGGCUGAAGUGGUGAAGAAACUGAAGAUGACUAAACUACAAGCUGCUCGUCCUGAUCAUUGUUAUGCUGAACCUGGAGAUGUGGAGUGUGACGUCUGUACUGAGAGAAAACACAAAGCUGUCAAGUCCUGUCUGGUGUGUCUGAACUCUUACUGUCAAAAUCAUCUUGAACAACAUGAGAAAUUCUUCAAAGGGAAGAAGCACAAUCUGAUAGAUGCCACUGGACGACUUCAGGAGAUGAUCUGCCGUAAACAUGAUAAAGCCCUUGAGAUUUACUGUCGUACUGAUCAGCUCUGUAUAUGUUAUCUGUGUACGGUGGAUGAACACAAAAACCAUAAGACUGUAUCAGCUGCAGCAGAGAGGACUGAGAAACAGAAACAACUGAAGGAGACACAGAGAAAAUACCAUCAGAGAAUCCAGAAGAGUCAGAAGAAGCUUCAGGAGCUGAGAGAUGCUGUGAAGACUCAUAAGCGCUCUGCACAGACAGCAGUGGACGACACUGAGAGGAUCUUUACUCAACUGAUCACAUCCAUUGAGAGAAGACGAUCUGAGGUGACACAGCUGAUCAGAGAUCAGGAAAAGGCUGCAGUGAGUGAAGCUGAAGGACUCAUGAAGCAACUGGAGCAGGAGAUUGAUGAUCUGAGGAGGAGAGACGCUGAGCUGGAGCAGCUUUUACUCACCGAUUAUCACAUAAAUUUCCUCCAGAGUUUUCAGUCUCUCUCUGUUCCUCCUGGAUCUUCAGACUCACUCAGCAUCACUGUCAGUUCUCUCCUCUCUUAUGAUGAUGUAGGAAAAUCUUUAUCUCAUCUGAAAGAGAAACUGGAGGAUUUUUGCAGAGAAGAAAUAGAAAGCAUAUCUGAUAGAGUAAAGCAUAUUGACAUUAUUUCCACCCCUGAACCGAAUACCAGGGAACAGUUCUUACAAUAUUAUCGUCAGAUCACUGCAGAUCCAAACACAGCAAAUGAGUAUCUCAAACUAUCUGAUGACAACAAAGUGAUUACUGACACUAACAGAGUCCAGACGUAUCCUGAUCAUCCAGACAGAUUUGAGGAUUAUCAUCAGGUGUUGUGUAGUGAGAGUGUUUGGGGACGCUGUUACUGGGAGGUUGAGUGGCGUGGUGAGGUGGAAAUAUCAGUGUCAUAUAAGAGCAUCAGCAGGAAGGGAGGGGGUGAUGAUUGUAGAUUUGGAUGGAAUGAUCAGUCCUGGAGUUUGUGCUGCUGUGACUCCACUUAUUCAUUCUUUCACGAUUACAUUGAAACUAAACUCCCAGUAGUGUCCAGAUCUUCUAGAAUAGGAGUGUAUGUGGAUCACAGUGCAGGAUCUCUGUCCUUCUACAGCGUCUCUCGCACAAUGACCCUCAUCCACAAAGUCCAGACCACAUUCACACAACCUCUCUAUCCUGGGUUUAACAUUUCUGGAUCAGUGAAACUGUAUGAUCCAACAGUUGGCUAUAAUACAGGAUUCUACAAAUAUUUUAGUUUUAGUACACUUUGGGUUUUUUUACCAGGGGUGCAGGGUUUAAAAUUUUAUUGAAGCUUCCCCGGGUGCCACCAUUGCUUAGCGGACCCCCACCUGCUGUUAGCAUUCCAUUGACUCCCAUUCAUUUUGCCGUCGUUUUGACAGCGAAUAACUUUACAUCUGAGGCGUUUAAAGACUUAAUCUUUCCAUUAAUUAUUUCUAAAGAAACACGAAAAUGUAUAAAAGGCUCCAUUACCAUGUAUCUUACGUCAUGGCCCAUUAGAAGCAGUUUUUGUAAAAAUAGGCUAACAAUUGCGUCAUAACCAGCGACUCUCUGUCGCACAGUAGAGAAAUUACCGUAUGGACAGGAGGAGAAGCUCGUAGGCAAUCUUUUACUGUCUAUGAGGCAGUCGGGUGGACGUGGAGACAUAAAUUCAAAGGGAGAUUAUUAAUCAGAAUACUUAUCAAAAUUUGCUCCUGUUCACGCUCGCCGUCUCUGCAAGAUUUGGUGGGUGAUUCAGAUUUCUCGUGGCACGGCUAUUAGAAGACUUACAAUUGUCAGACAGGUUGCUCACGUGACAUCUACGUCAUAAAGCUCAGUUUGAGUCUGCGCAGUACGCUCGACCCCCAGGAAGUGCGUGCUUCUAAUUGACUUCACUUGUCUCCGUUGAAUCCAAUGGGGUUGCUGUGUCCAUUUCUUUUACUGUCUAUGGUUUUUACAAUGUGCUUUUGACACCGGGUUAUCUUUGUCUGUGUUAAACCCCGUUGUUACCCUGCCCCACAUGAAAAAAUUCUGUAGCAUGCUAUUCAUUAGAAUUUAGAAGUUCGAAGUAUAUUGCAGUAUAUAAUAGUAAUACUACAUUAGUUUAUAGAUUUUUUUCUUGUACAUGAGUUAUGCUUCAUACUUGUAAUUUCCAAGGCAUGGAUAAGCCUCUGAGCUUUUCAAAUUGCUCAUUGCCUUACCAUCACAAACAACUCAAUAAACACAGUAGAUAAAUAAACUGUAAGUUAUAAGCAGCAACUUUUUUACUUCUCAUCCCAUUUCUCUAUAAAGGAGUGGAUGGCAUGCGGAUGUCCUUAUAGGAUCUGUCAGACUUUGAAUCCACAUCUUGUUGUAAAUAAAUGACUAAAGACAAUGCAAAUAAAGCAUUGUUGAUGUCAAAACAAAAAUUACUCCCCUAAUUCACACAAAGCAUCAUGGGGUGUAGAAAUAAUGUCAAUAUUAAACACACUAUAGCAGUAAAGUAUUAAUGA